AUGAGCGUGGCUCUCGAGCGGGAGUUUGGCCUGCUCCACCUUAGUGCUGGGGAUCUCUUGCGGGAGGAGGUGGAGAGGGGGACUCCGCUGGGAAGGGAGGUCGCGGUCCUCAUGAACGAGGGGCACCUUAUCCCGGAUGAGUUGAUUGUGAAUAUUAUGAUCAACCGCGUACAGAAGCCGGAUGCCAAGAAGGGUGUCCUUCUCGAUGGUUUCCCCCGUACGUUGCGUCAGGCGCAAGCCCUCACAGAAAGUGGGCUUCACAUCGAUGCCGUGAUCUUCAUUAAUGUGGAUCCAAAGUUGCUAGAGGAGCGUUGCCUGCUGCGUCGUCUGGAUCCUGUCACGGGACGCAUUUACAACUUGAAGAGCGAUCCACCGCCAGAGUCCAUCAUGAACCGCCUCCUCAUCCGCUCCGACGACACCCGUGAGAAACACCAGCGAAGGAUGAAGAUUUACCGAGAACAGAAGGAAGCCCUCAUGAAACACUAUGAAGGAGUGAUCAUAGAGGUGGAUGGCAAUCCACCCUUGCCCGUGGUGUACGCGAUGGUGCGGGCAAGCAUCGCUCCCUUGUGGAACGCGAAGGUCAAGAGUAAACUCUGA
Messenger RNA from Trypanosoma conorhini, 597 nucleotides. Its product is annotated as adenylate kinase. NCBI's taxonomy places the organism in Eukaryota, Euglenozoa, Kinetoplastea, Trypanosomatida, Trypanosomatidae. The transcript has a single exon. Gene Ontology annotation, cellular component: cytoplasm. The record is from RefSeq and is a predicted model, not a curated record. The coding region runs from base 1 to 597 and encodes 198 amino acids. Gene Ontology annotation, molecular function: ATP binding; AMP kinase activity; nucleoside diphosphate kinase activity. Gene Ontology annotation, biological process: nucleoside triphosphate biosynthetic process.